UCGUUGUGAUUGACUUUGGUGGUUGUUUGGAUUUCUUCAAUUUCUUUUAUAUUUAAAAAGUGCUAGCAAUGGCUAUACCAGACUAUAAACUUAGUACUGUUUUGAGUGGUCAUUCUAUGGACGUUCGAUGUGUUGCAACAACAAAAGAAUUCUGUAUAUUAACCGCUUCUCGCGAUAGAACCGCUAAAUUGUGGCACCCGGAAGGCUUAAAAGACUUUGUAAACGUAGUAACUUAUAAGGGACACAAUAACUUUGUGUCUUGUGUAUGUUGGUUGCCGCCGUGUGAGGCAUUCCCUGAAGGUUUAGUUAUAACUGGAAGUAAUGACAAUACAAUACUGGGCUAUAAUUUACAAGAUGGAGCCGUUCAGAUGCACUUAAAGGGUCAUGAGAAUGCUGUAUGCAGUGUUACUCCAGGACAUGAUUCUGGAGCUCUAAUAAGCUCAAGCUGGGACAGUUCUGCUAGAGUAUGGAAUGUAAACACUCCACAAAUGUCACCUAUUAUUCUAAAAGGUCAUCAAGCUGCUGUUUGGGCAGCAUUGGAGCUUAAAAAUGCUACCUUUGCGACAGCUUCUGCAGACAAAAGUAUUAAAUUGUGGAGGAAAGAUGGAGCACUAAUAAGUACACUUACAGGUCACACAGAUUGUGUUCGAGGGCUAGCAGUAGCGAGUGAUGAAACAUUCCUGAGCUGUGCAAAUGACGCUUCUAUUAGACUAUGGACUAAUAAAGGAGAAUGUCUUAACACUUAUUAUGGUCAUACUAAUUACAUUUAUAGUAUCUGUAUGAAUCCAAGCAUGCCACAAGGGUUUGUGAGCUCUGGUGAAGACGGUGCAGUCCGCGUGUGGGCGGCCGGCGACUGCGUGCGGGAAAUACGCCUGCCUGCACACUCUGUGUGGAGCAUCACUUGCCUCGACAACGGAGACAUAGUCACUGGUUCCAGUGAUGGCUUAGUACGUGUCUUCACGAUAGAUCCAUCGAGAUAUGCUGAUGAAGCAGCAGUCAAGCAAUUUGAAGAUGAGGUACAAAAGAUGCAAGCUGCCUCCCAGCAAGAAAUUGGAGGUUUUAAACUGUCCGAGCUACCAGGUCCCGAAGCAUUAUUAGAACCAGGCAAAUCUGAUGGUCAAACAAAACUGGUCCGUCGCGGUGCUAAUGUAAAGUGCUACUCGUGGAGUAGUGCGGAAAACACGUGGAAUGAAAUUGGCGAUGUGAUGGGAGCUCAACCCCCUAGUGAAGGCAAGACUUCUUAUCAAGGCAAGGAAUAUGAUUUCGUUUUUAGUGUCGACAUCAAAGAUGGCGCUCCACCUCUCAAGCUGCCUUUUAACAAGACUGAAGACCCGUGGGUGGCCGCUCAGACAUUUAUACACAAACAUGAUCUACCUCAGGUAUAUUUGGAGCAAGUUGCUAAUUUUAUCAUUACAAAUGCAAAAUUAGAUUCUUUACCCGCCUCAAAUAAUGGGUUCGCAGACCCGUUCACAGGCGAAGCCCGCUAUGUACCGGGCACUGCUCCACCUCGCCAACAAGGUGGAGCCCCUACCCCUGCUAAUCUGACCGCUGCAGACCCCUUCACCGGCUCUGCAGCUUACACCACUGCUGCUAGUACUGAUGAGAAACCCCUCGUGCCUCACGACUCUUACAUUAGAUUUGAUCAAGCCAACUUAAAUGCAAUUCACAAUAAAUUGAAAGAAUUUAAUAGUAAAGUAGGUGACGGACUGAACGCAUUUACUGACGAACAACUAGAAAAUAUUGUUAAAUUAGGUGAAUUGAAUUGUACAUUUAAUCCUGAAACUGUAACUCUGCUGAAGAAAAUGUUGGAGUGGCCAAAAGAGAUACUGUUUCCUGUCCUGGAUAUAACCAGACUAGCAGUUAGGAACAAAGAAAUAAAUGGACAAAUAUUUGAUACGAACUAUGGACCUAACUUUGUUAAAUAUCUCCUAUCUCUACUAACUCCAGAUAACCUGCCGGCCAAUCAAAUGCUUGCAAUGAGAGUGUUGGUAAAUGCCUUCAGUGAUCUCCCCGGGGAAAUGCUAGUACUAGCUGCUAGAGAGAGCGUCACUCACGCUAUUAUAUGCCUCAAUCAACUUAAUAAUAAUACUCAGAUUGCAGCGACGUCGUUACUGCUAAAUCUGUCAGUAGCACUUGCCCAACAAACCGACAGCGUAGAUAUCGCCGAAUGCAUCAUUAGUUUGUUAAAUAGAAUCAAUGACAAGGAAGCUUACUUCAGGGGCUUGGUGGCGCUCGGGACUAUAUUAGCUGAAUCACCGAACAAGAUUGUUAUACAAACGAAAAUCGUAACAAACAUCCAACUACAGAACAGACUUAAAACGGACAGCUCAACUAUCGACCCUAACUUCAAAAAGAUAUCCGUUUGCUCUCUACAGAUACUGAGAAUGUUAUGAACUUAGAGUGAUACUUAUUAUAAAGGCUGGUUAUUUAUUACUUCAUGUAUGAAAAAUACAAAUAAAAACGUAGACUGCUACAGAGCAACAGUGUUAUAAAUUGUUUUUAGUAAUUAAUAUAAAACAAAAAGAAGUGAUCCUUAUAACAAUAGAAAUAAGACUGCAAUAAUAUGUUUGAAAUAAUUUCAAUAAAUAUAUUGAUCUUUCGAAAAUGUA
Molecule: messenger RNA, 2609 nt
Organism: Melitaea cinxia (Glanville fritillary)
Lineage: Eukaryota; Metazoa; Arthropoda; Insecta; Lepidoptera; Nymphalidae
Gene: Plap
Product: phospholipase A-2-activating protein
Exons: 16
Coding region: 69-2393 (774 amino acids)
Biological process (GO): proteasome-mediated ubiquitin-dependent protein catabolic process; ubiquitin recycling
Cellular component (GO): cytoplasm; nucleus
Molecular function (GO): ubiquitin binding
Source: RefSeq, a predicted model, not a curated record